GACAGACAUCGGCUUCAUCAUGACACUCACAAAUUUCGAGGUAAAGUUUGUUUCUAUUCUCCAAGAACUUAUUCGGAGCGAUGAUCAUUCUUCUGCAAUAUUUUCUUUCUCGGCCGCCGUGACUGACUGUCAAGCUCUGAUGGAGGUAGAUGAUAGGCCCUCUCGGGGAGAGGGCUUUCGUCCUUACUACAUAACCAAAAUCGAAGAGCUGCAGCUGAUUGUUGCUGAUAAAAGUCAGAACCUUCGUCGUCUUCAGGCUCAACGUAAUGAGCUCAAUGCCAAAGUGCGAAUGCUCCGAGAGGAGCUCCAGCUCCUUCAAGAACAGGGUUCUUAUGUGGGAGAAGUUGUUAAACCUAUGGACAAGAAGAAAGUGCUUGUAAAAGUUCAUCCAGAAGGGAAAUUUGUUGUAGACUUGGACAAGAACAUAGACAUCAAUGAUGUGACUCCAAAUUCAAGAGUUGCUCUACGCAAUGAAAGCUAUACCCUGCAUAAAAUACUCCCAAACAAAGUUGACCCCCUAGUUUCCCUUAUGAUGGUUGAGAAAGUCCCUGACUCAACCUAUGAAAUGGUUGGUGGCCUGGAUAAACAGAUUAAGGAAAUCAAAGAAGUAAUUGAACUUCCUGUGAAACAUCCUGAAUUAUUUGAUGCUCUUGGUAUUGCCCAGCCCAAGGGUGUUCUUUUGUAUGGCCCUCCAGGCACAGGUAAAACACUUCUUGCUCGUGCAGUUGCCCAUCAUACAGAAUGCACCUUCAUCCGUGUAUCAGGCUCUGAACUCGUUCAAAAGUUCAUUGGAGAAGGCUCAAGGAUGGUGAGAGAACUUUUCGUCAUGGCAAGGGAACAUGCACCUUCAAUUAUUUUCAUGGAUGAAAUCGAUUCUAUUGGAUCAUCUCGAAUUGAAUCUGGCAGUGGUGGCGAUUCUGAAGUUCAACGUACUAUGCUUGAGCUUUUGAACCAGUUGGAUGGAUUUGAAGCUACCAAAAAUAUCAAGGUGAUCAUGGCCACAAAUCGUAUUGAUAUUCUUGAUCAAGCCCUGCUGCGACCUGGCCGUAUUGACCGUAAGAUUGAGUUCCCCCCACCAAAUGAAGAAGCCCGUCUUGACAUUCUGCGUAUUCACUCAAGGAAAAUGAACCUCACAAGAGGUAUAAAUCUACGCAAGAUAGCAGAACUUAUGCCUGGGGCGUCUGGAGCUGAAGUGAAGGGUGUGUGCACAGAAGCUGGUAUGUAUGCUUUGAGAGAAAGACGUGUCCAUGUAACCCAGGAGGACUUUGAAAUGGCUGUUGCAAAGGUCAUGCAGAAAGAUUCUGAGAAGAACAUGUCGAUCAAGAAGCUCUGGAAGUAGAAAUAAGUGGAAAGGUAAAACAACUUCUGAAUCCCUCUUAACUGUUCUGAUGUUGGUUGAGCCGAACAUGUGCAUAAAAAAUCUCUACACCUUG
Molecule: messenger RNA, 1433 nt
Organism: Thrips palmi
Lineage: Eukaryota; Metazoa; Arthropoda; Insecta; Thysanoptera; Thripidae
Gene: Rpt6
Product: 26S proteasome regulatory subunit 8
Exons: 9
Coding region: 20-1339 (439 amino acids)
Biological process (GO): proteasome-mediated ubiquitin-dependent protein catabolic process
Cellular component (GO): proteasome regulatory particle, base subcomplex
Molecular function (GO): ATP hydrolysis activity; proteasome-activating activity; ATP binding
Source: RefSeq, a predicted model, not a curated record